Messenger RNA from Penicillium waksmanii, 2256 nucleotides. Its product is annotated as transcription factor TFIIIB subunit BRF1. Bases 1 to 2256 code for a protein of 751 amino acids. NCBI's taxonomy places the organism in Eukaryota, Fungi, Ascomycota, Eurotiomycetes, Eurotiales, Aspergillaceae. Gene Ontology annotation, molecular function: RNA polymerase III general transcription initiation factor activity; TBP-class protein binding; RNA polymerase III type 3 promoter sequence-specific DNA binding. The record is from RefSeq and is a predicted model, not a curated record. Gene Ontology annotation, biological process: transcription by RNA polymerase III; DNA-templated transcription initiation; transcription preinitiation complex assembly. The transcript is spliced from 2 exons. Gene Ontology annotation, cellular component: transcription preinitiation complex; transcription factor TFIIIB complex; nucleus.
AUGUCAACCUCGAAGCCCACCCCCAAACUCGGGGCAGCAAGACCUCCCACGCGUAUCUCUAUUACUCCCCGGAGAGGGCCAGUAGGACGUCUUGCUAGCACGAAACCCUCAAGUUCAACCCCGAUCAAACGUCCCCAGCCCACUGGUCGCCCUCAACCUACCCGGCCAACAACUCAUCCGAAGACUUCAAGCUGUCCCAACCCUGGUUGCCCAGCACCUCAAAUUGUGGACGAAGAGGGACAGAAAGUCUGUACAGGAUGUGGUACUGUCAUCAGUGAAUCCAAUAUCGUGUCAGAGGUCACAUUCGGCGAAAGCUCAUCUGGUGCUGCUGUCGUUCAGGGUACCUUUGUUGGUGAAGAUCAGACCCAUGUGCGCAGCUUUGGCCCCGGCUUUCAGCGGGGAGGUGGCAUGGAAAGCCGAGAAAUGACUGAACAAAAUGGCAAUCGAUUUAUCACCCAGCUCUCGCGGGCCUUAACUAUCCCGGAGAGUGCCAUGAAGGCUGCUGGCCAAGUCUUCAAGCUCGCUGUCGGGCUGAACUUUAUCCAAGGUCGUCGCACGAAGACUGUGGCCGCAGUCUGUCUUUAUAUCGCUUGUCGUCGUCAGGACGGAAACACCGUCAUGUUAAUCGACUUCGCCGAUGUGCUGAUGAUCAAUGUCUUCAAACUGGGUCGCACCUACAAAGCUCUUCUCGAUGAGUUGCGCCUAGGUGGCAAUGUAUUCAUGAUGAACCCUAUCGACCCGGAAAGCUUGAUCUAUCGGUUCGCUAAACAACUGGAGUUCGGAUCUUUGACAAUGCCCGUGGCAGGUGAGGCUGUGCGCAUCGUUCAGCGAAUGAACCGUGACUGGAUGACAACUGGUCGACGUCCUGCUGGUGUCUGUGGUGCAGCCCUGAUCCUGGCCGCUCGGAUGAACAAUUUCCGCCGUACGAUUCGUGAGGUUGUUUACGUUGUUAAAGUUACAGAGGUCACCAUCAGCCAGCGUCUGAACGAGUUCAGCUCAACCGAAAGUGGUGAACUGACUGUGGACCAAUUUCGAUCAGUGCAACUGGAAAAUGCCCACGACCCCCCAUCUUUCACCCGGGCGCGCCAGGGUCACAAACCGAGUAUAGUUUCCCGGAAACACCCCGAGACGGCAGCCGAACUUGAAUAUGAUUCUGCAGCUGAAAGCGAGGCGGGAUCUGUGCAGCCCCGGCGUGUCGAUGCAGAUGGCUUUACCAUACCUAACCUCCCCAUCGACCCUGCCCUCACGGAAAAUCCCGUCCGACGUGGGUCUAUCACAAAAGCCGUGAAUGAAGUUAUUGCGGAGGCAAAACAGGAAGGCCUUGAAGGCAAGAACAAUGCGAAGCAGUCUCGAAAGGGCCCCUCUUUUCCUGCUCCAUCUGCCGAACAAAUUGCAUCUGAAGAUGCCCUGGAGGAAGAAAUGCGCAACAUGUUGGCUAAGGGCUCCACUAUGGUCGAAAAUGCUGCACUUCCUCCCCAGACUCAAGUCUCAGACAGUACGGAAAUUACCGAGAAUGAAUUCGAAGAUGACCCCGAAGUCGCCUACUGUCUCCUCUCGCCGGCUGAGGUUGACUUGAAGGAACGCGUUUGGGUCAGUGCAAACAAAGAAUACCUCCGCACCCAACAGGCAAAGGCACUCAAGCGUGCGCUGGCCGAAGCUACCGGUGGCGCCUCUUCCUCCAAGCCUCGCAAGCGCCGCAAGGGCCGAAUGGGUGAUGUUGGCUACCUUGAGGAUGGACAAGACGGCGAGGGCCGCAGCUCCCGUGCUUCCACCCCAGCCGAAGCGACUCGGCGUAUGCUCGAGCGACGCGGAUACAGCAAGAAAAUUAACUAUUCCCUUCUGGAUACUCUAUACGGUGGCGAUAGUGUCCCCGAAGACCAGAAAACGAAGAUGGAAAGUUUCAGCCGCAGCCAGAGCCGGACCGAAGCCGAAGUGUUGUCUCCCGUCGCAGCGCCAGCAUUCCUCCCGAAGCUGCCUCCUUUCGCCGAGCCGGCCAGGCCAUACCAGCACCAGCUGCGAAGUCUGGUCACUCUCAGGCUGCAGGCCCCCCCUCCAACUCCCCCUCCAACAGCCCCCGAGACUGUUACCAAUGAUGCACCCAAGCAAGAUGGUCGUCCAGACGACGCACCGCCUGACCCUGACGAUUUGGAGGACGACGAUGACGAUGAAAUGGACGACCAUGUUGAUGAUGCUUUCGCCGGCAACUACGAUGAUUACUACGAUCAGAAUAGUGACUACGAAUAUGAUAGUGACUAA